GGCUACCACUUACCCGUCAUCCAACCACGACGGGCCCACUGUAAUCACAUCAUGUUAACAUGGGAAGGUCUGAAGUUGCCUCUGAAUGUCACAUACCAACAAUGUGAUGGGGACACAUAUAGCCAUAUAAAUGUAGACGCUGACACACGAGCAUUGUGACUAGAAGGUUAAACAGAAGGUUGUCUUCGGGAUCUUAUAACGCGCAAUAUGGAGAGGAGGAAAGCCACGGGAGAAUACCACGGCAUCCCUGUGUCCAAAAUGUAGACUGCAUAUUAUGGGACGGGCGGCACGUUUAUUUCGCUAAUUGGGAAAGUUACAAAAUAUACAAUGAUUAUAAAUGGGUCUUAUCUGAACAGGUCGUCGCUGGACCCGUACGAGGAAGUGUUGAACCGCCCUCCGUGGGUUACUACAACUUUGGGGUGCUUCCUGAUAUUCACUAUCGUGGUUGAUAUUUUGGGCAACCUUUUGGUGAUAUUCUCUGUCUACCGGAAUAAGAAGCUAAGGAAUGCAGGAAACAUCUUUGUGGUGAGCCUGGCCGUGGCCGACCUGGUGGUGGCCAUCUACCCCUACCCUCUGGUCCUCACCUCCAUCUUCCACAAAGGCUGGAACCUGGGCUAUGUCCACUGCCAGAUCAGCGGUUUUCUCAUGGGCGUCAGCGUCAUCGGCUCCAUCUUCAACAUCACCGGCAUUGCCAUCAACCGCUACUGUUAUAUAUGUCACAGCCUUAAGUACGACAAGCUGUACAGCGACAAGAACUCAGUGUGUUACGUCCUACUCAUCUGGGCGUUGACCAUUGUGGCCAUCGUGCCGAAUCUCUUCGUGGGUUCGUUGCAGUAUGACCCCAGGGUGUAUUCAUGUACGUUCGAGCAGUCUGCGAGUUCGGCGUACACCAUUGCCGUGGUCUUCUUCCACUUCAUCCUACCGAUCAUGAUCGUCACUUACUGCUACCUGAGGAUCUGGAUCCUGGUCAUUCAGGUUAGGCGACGUGUCAAACCGGACAAUAGACCGAAACUGACGCCACACGAUGUGAGGAACUUCGUGACUAUGUUCGUGGUGUUUGUGCUGUUCGCCGUGUGCUGGGCGCCGCUCAACUUCAUUGGGCUGGCAGUGGCCAUCAACCCAGAGGUGGUGGUGCCUCUCAUCCCCGAGUGGCUCUUCGUGGCGAGCUACUUCAUGGCCUACUUCAACAGCUGCCUUAAUGCCAUCGUAUAUGGGGUGCUCAACCAGAACUUCCGGCGCGAGUACAAGCGCAUUGUGGUGUCGGUCUGCACGGCGCGAAUCUUCUUUCACGGCAGCUCCAACGACGCGGCCGAGCGGCUCAAGAGCAAGCCGUCGCCGCUCAUCACCAACAACAACCAGGUCAAGUUGGAGUUGGUGUGAGAGGACCAGCUGGUCCCAGUGAGCUCCCUACCCCUCCCCCAUGGUGCGAACCCAUCGAUGUCUAUACAUCUGUAAGGUGGAAGGAAGCAAUAUGGCGGAAGCUCAAGCUGCCCCAUUUCGCUUCUUGUACCUAUCCAGUACACUGCAGAUCUACAAACAUUGGAGGAGUUAAGGAGCCCAGGGGAAGGGGUAGGGAGCGAUUUGGGACCGGGUGAUACUAACACACACGCAUGAACAAAGGGGGAGGGAGGCUUAAGGGAACCAACGUGACAUAAAAUAGCAAGAUUAGUAAUCCAAGUGAACGGAGAACAAUUACCAAAUACAAAAACAAAACUUUCUGAACCGUCCGUGAUUUGUGCUAUCUUCACCUCUAUACAGUCAAAGCGAAACGGGGAAAAUGUAUCUUUUGUCUUUUGCAAAAAGCACUUUUGUUCGUUUUUUUGGUACUUAAUUAAAAAAGUGAUAAUGUACUUUUGUUUUCAUGUUUACAGUGAUGAUAACAGUGACUCUAUGUAUGACAUAUUAUAUGUUUUUAUUUUAUAUGAAGUAUAUGUUAUAUAGAUGUACGAGAAUAUAUAUCAGGUUCAUUUCACCAACAUCAAUAAUCUGAUUAAAUAAAAUGCCUAGGGUUGCAAAAUUCCUGGAACUUCUCAAAAAUUAACAGGUUUUUCAGAAAUCCCAGUUGGAAUAUUCCCAGAAUCAGGAGGGAAUAAGCAGCAUUCAAGAUGAAUAGAAAAUCUUCAUUUUGCAAACCUACAAAUGACAAAUAUAUCAUACCGUGAAAGCCAGAAAAAUUCUGCAAUGUCUGGUCACAAACAUGACCAAAAGCGCUUGUUAAAGAUUUGACCGAUGUUAAUGAUCAGUUUUGUUGGGUUGUGACACUGUUACACUCCUUCCUUUAGAGGAGGAAGCAAUAUGUUUGGAUUGCUGCUGUUUCACGAUGCCCUGCAAAACUGUUCCCAUCAUUCGGUGGAAUAUGUUUGUAAGUAUGGGAUUUCUUUCUUUCUCACUCACUUCGUCUCUCUCUCUCUCUCUCUCUCUCUCUCUCUGAGCUCCUUGUAUGCAUGGAUCUGAAGAAUCUUUAAUAUGCUAAAUAAAGGAUCAGAUGCAGAUGUGUGCAACUAUUUCAGUACAGCACAACAACACACAAUCACACACAUAUUGCAGUCCGGUUUGUUCAAAUCCAAUGUAAU
Oncorhynchus kisutch (coho salmon) is the source of this 2573-nucleotide messenger RNA. Its product is annotated as melatonin receptor type 1A-A. The record is from RefSeq and is a predicted model, not a curated record. Gene Ontology annotation, biological process: G protein-coupled receptor signaling pathway. The coding region runs from base 328 to 1380 and encodes 350 amino acids. Gene Ontology annotation, cellular component: plasma membrane. NCBI's taxonomy places the organism in Eukaryota, Metazoa, Chordata, Actinopteri, Salmoniformes, Salmonidae. Gene Ontology annotation, molecular function: melatonin receptor activity. The transcript is spliced from 2 exons.